Molecule: messenger RNA, 2982 nt
Organism: Prunus avium (sweet cherry)
Lineage: Eukaryota; Viridiplantae; Streptophyta; Magnoliopsida; Rosales; Rosaceae
Source: RefSeq, a predicted model, not a curated record
UAUUUCUCUUUUCUUUUAUUCUCUAUCUCUCUCUCUCACUCCCCGACUUCUUCUUCCUCCUUUUUUCUCUCGCGUGAAUAGUAACUCAGCCAUGUUUAGUGGUUUUUCUGGUGCCAUCCAACCUCGAUUUCCAGUGUGACCUCCACGAGAAAUGUUCCUCUCUUCCUCCUCUACUUAGCCCAGUGGUUAAUCGACGCCAACAACUGAGGAUUUCUCCGAUUUAACGAAAAAUAGCUCCGGUGGUUCUUAGAGUUUUUCCGGCGAUUCCGGUCACGGAAUCCGUCGAAUAAGAAAGAAAGAGAUGGAUGCUCAACAUUCCAGUAGUAGCCAUCCAUCAAAACUUGAACAUUUCAGUCACAGCCAUGAAUUGAUGUUCAAAGAAGAACAGAAAGAGAAAAAUUAUGAUGACGAAGUAGUUUUUUGCAAUGCGUGCGAGGAGCCAGUGUUUGGCCCUAGAUAUAGUUGCAACACAUGUGUCGACCCCAAUUCCACCUUCAUCCUCCAUAAAUCAUGUGCGGAGGAGUUAUCCUGCGAGAUUGAGCACCCGAUUCACAGGCACCAACUGAAAUUCGAAUGUAAAACAGAGCCUUCCGCGGUACUUUUCACUUGUAACGCCUGCCACCAACCUUGCAGAUUAGCCUACGCUUGUUCCCCAUGUAAUCUCGCCCUUGACCUCAAAUGUGCCUCCAAUUGGCGCCACAUUCUUGACAGGAAAAAGCCCCACGUGCAUCAAUUCAGCGUCCUUCGGAAAGGAAAUCCAUUUGAUUGUGAGGUCUGUGGCACAAGUCAGGAUUCACUCCCCUACCUUUGUACCAUCUGCCACCUCUUGGUCGGUAAGGAAUGCACACAAUCACUACCACACUUCAUCUUAAUUAUCUCGCACCAACACCCUCUCAGGCUCAUCUGGUUCCUUGAAAAAGAUUACCCGAAUUACCAAAUUUGUAAAAUCUGUUAUAAAAGCAUGGACAGAAGUCGCGCUGUUUAUCAAUGUGAACUUUGUGAUUACGUUGCCCACACUCUAUGCUCCUAUAGAGUGUGCAAAGGAACCUGCACCCAUGAUGACUACCAAGAUUAUCUGCGACCAAGGCGCAAGACUAAGCUGUUUAAUAUGUUUCUUGGAAUGAAUAUACUUCGGAGACACAAAUUGAAAUUACGUGAGAUAAAUCCAAGUGAGCGAGUUGGGGAGCGGGGGCUCAAGCACAUCUGUCACGAUCAUAUCUUAACCCUCAUUGAUGAGCUUAGAGAUAAUGAUGCAAUUACUUGUAACGGUUGCAUGAGGCCCAUCACCAUCAGUACCGGUAAAUUUUAUUGUUGUACACAAGAUUGCCUUUUUUUUCUCCACAAAAGAUGUGCUCGAUUACGUGAAAAACAGCUUCACUCAUUUCAUCCACACGAGCUCCAACUCCUCGCAAAAGCUUAUACAUUUGACGGACUAUUUAACUGUCAUAUGUGCCACAGCUUGAGCCAAGGCUUCUGUUUAUAUUGUGAAGGAUGCGACAUAUACCUGGACCUCCAAUGCAUGUCUAUUUCUAACCCUCUUCGUAGACUUAAGGUUCAUGGACACAGCCUCGACUUGAACUUUGGUUCAAGCGAGGACCAUUGCAGGGGUUGUGGUAUUUGUCUUGCGGAUUUGCGCUUCAGUUGCUUCAAAUGCAAGUUUCAUUUGUGCAUUCCAUGUGUUAAACUACCGCAUACUGCUAGGUACAAAUACCAGGAUGAUCAUCUCAAGCUCACCUACCAUUCCGUUGAAAAUGAACUAGGUGAAUAUUACUGCGACAUAUGCGAAGGAGAACGAGAUCCAACACAUUGGUUCUACAAGUCCGAACAUUGUGACUUUGAAUGCCAUCCUCAUUGCAUUCUAGGGCGGCAUCCGCAAGUUAAGUUAGGGAGCAGUUACAAGCUUGAUGCUCACCCACACAUUGUCACUACUGUUGAUAAGAGAAAGAGUGUCAUUCCUUUUGAUAAGAGAGAGAGCAUUCUUCCUUGCCACGGCUGUGGUGAACCUUGCGAAGGAUUGGUGUUUGAAUGUUGUGUGUGUAAUAAAGAUUAUCACCGAAAAGAAACUUGUUUGAGUCACUACAACACAAGUGCUGGGGUUGCACGUCCGUGCUAAGACGACAAGCACAAAAGGAAUCUAUUUGUGGCCAAUGGAUCGCACAAAAGGAAUCUAUUUGUGAUUGUGGCCGAUAUUAAAUUAAUAUUGAUAUCCACUUCCGUACUUGUAAGCUGUAACCUCAAGGAAUAAAUGUAAGUUGUAAUAACUUUGCCCUCUCUGUUUUGGUCCUUUGGUUUGGUCACACUAACUACAAGAAAAAAGGUCAGUAGUGACCAAUUUCCUUGUGACCACAUGAAUAAUGGUCACAAAUAUAGUAAAUUUAAUGACUAAUAAUAAUACAUGGUCACUAAAAUAAUUUAUCCCUAUUUUUUAAUUUUUAAUGACCAAAUUUUCUGACCAUUAUUUAAAUUAGUCACUAAAAACAACUUAAGUUAUAUAGUUAGUGACGAACGCAUAUGCCAAGAUAGCCUUACUUUUCUCAUUUAAUACAUCAGUGACCAAUUAACUUUUUUUUAUUUUUAUUUUUUCAAAACGUGCUCGCGUGGGGUGUACCGCAUCAAAAGGAAAACAAAAAAGACGAAACAAGUCGAGCGAAAUCCGAACGAGACCAGCGCGAGCUCAGAGUGAGAGAGACGCGAGCGAGAGACCAGCGCGAGCGAGACCAUCUUCUUCAUCGAGCGAGCGUCCUCUUUGUGGUCCUUUUCGUCUCUGUGGUUUCGAUUUCUAGGUUUUCUCCCAAUAUCAUAAGUUUUGAUUUUGAGAAACGACCUUGAGGCUAGUGAGAUCUUUUCUGAAAUCAACUUUUGAGACUAUCAGCUUCUCUGGUGGAUGGAAGUGAUGGCUCCUGUUUUCUCGAGAGCUGCCUGGCGCUGUGUAUGGCAUAUGAUCCAGAAUGACUUGAUUCAUGCAUGGGGUGGAUAUGCAGC